Cokeromyces recurvatus is the source of this 1056-nucleotide messenger RNA. RefSeq lists its product as uncharacterized. Gene Ontology annotation, molecular function: protein binding. The coding region runs from base 1 to 1056 and encodes 351 amino acids. Lineage: Eukaryota; Fungi; Mucoromycota; Mucoromycetes; Mucorales; Mucoraceae. The record is from RefSeq and is a predicted model, not a curated record. The transcript is spliced from 4 exons.
AUGUCAGAUCAUACGGCAGCUGCUAUUGAGUUAAGUGUUAGUCCAAACGUACCACCUGCGCCAGCAGCUGGUAUGUAUUGGUCUCGCGCUUUAACUUAUGGUAGAUGCCCUUCAAGACCUCUUCGUGCUCAUUCUGCUAAUCUUAUUGGAGAAUAUUUAUAUGUUUUCGGUGGAUGUGAUAUGAAGACAUGUUUUAAUACUCUAUACAUUCUAGAUAUGGAUACUUUAACUUGGUCAAAACCUCGUACAUCAGGGCAAAUACCACCCCCAUGUAGAGCACAUUCAUGUACAACAGUAGAGAGAGAUAUAGGAAGGGGUAAAAAAUCAUAUAGUUUAUAUGUUUUCGGAGGAGGAGAUGGUCCGAAUUACUUUAAUGAUCUUUAUGUAUUAAAUGUGGAUACACUCACUUGGACGAAACCUAAAACUCAAGGGGAAGAGGAGGCACCUUCACCUAGACGUGCACAUACAACUUGUAUUUGGAAUCAAAAAAUCAUUGUUGUUGGUGGAGGUGAUGGUGCACGUGCGCUGGCGGAUGUGCAUAUGCUAGAUAUUUCCGAUCCUCAAUCACCUCGUUGGUCAAAACUAAACCCGAUAGGUACUCCCCCUAUUGCUAGAGGGUAUCAUACUUGUAAUUUAGUAAAGGAUAAACUCAUUAUCUAUGGUGGUAGUGAUGGACAUGAAUGUUUUAGUGAUGUACAUAUUUUAGACUUAGUUUCCAAUCGUUGGAGUCAAAUAGAUUUAGAUCGUGCUGUGCCUAGACUAGCUCAUUCAGCUACACAAGUAGGAUCAUACGUAUUUAUAAUUGGUGGGCAUGAUGGUAGUAGAUAUUCCAAUGAAGUAUUACUUUUGAAUUUAGUAACUAUGAGUUGGGAAACUAGAAAAAUUUAUGGAGGUGCACCUAGCCCUAGAGGAUAUCAUACAGCAGUAUUACAUGACUCAAGGCUCUAUAUUUUAGGAGGUUAUGAUGGUAGAAAUGUAUUUGAUGAUGUCUAUAUGUUAGAAUUAAGUGCUUGCGCUUAUUUGCCCCAAAUUACCAAUUUUGAGAUUGAUGUUUAA